AUGGCGAAAUCAACAGGAACACCGCUUAGAAUUCUUAUGCUCCAUGGAUACACCCAGUCUGGCUCGUUGUUCCAUGCUAAAUCCCGGGCCCUGGAAAAACACAUCCAGAAAAAUCUACCUACCUACUCUGUUACGCUAUCAUACCCGUCUGGGCCCAUCGGGCUGAGUCCGUCUGAUAUACCCAAUUUCACGCCCUCUUCUACACCGUCUUCUUCUAACGGCGGUACUCCAGCUGAAGAUAAGCCCGAAGCUUUUGCCUGGUGGCGUCGUUCGGACUCCAUCGAUCCACCUGAAUAUGUUGGACUAGAGAAAGGUCUGGCAACGGUCGCCCGUGUACUCGUAGACGAAGGACCGUUCGAUGGUGUCAUUGGAUUUUCCCAGGGAGCAUGUUUAGCAGCCAUGGUAACCAGUUUGCUUGAGCAUGAUCGGAGUAAAGCGUUCGCCUACUUCUCGGACCCAGCAAAUAAUCAGCAACAGCUAGUCGCGCAGCUUCCGGGUGGGAGUCAACAGAAUCCUCAAAAGCCACCACAAGAUACAGGGGAUAAGAAGAUGGUGACUGGAAUCCCGUUUCCAUCUUCAUUCGCCGAUAUAGCUCAUCCUCCAAUGAAGUUUGCAAUUUGCUAUGGUGGAUUCAUCGCUCCUGGAACCCGGUAUCGGGCCUUUUAUGAGCAGCCCAAGAUCCAAACUCCAGUGUUACAUGUUUUAGGUACUUUGGAUAUGAUCGUGGAGGAAACGCGGAGCAGGAAGUUAAUUGAAUCUUGUGCUGGGAACCCUGAGUCAGAUGGGAAGGUUUUGUGGCAUCCUGGUGGUCAUUUCUUGCCUAGCCAAAGACCAUACUUAGAUGGAGCAGUGCAGUUCAUUAGACUCCACUUGGAAGGGUUAGACGGUAACGGUAACGGCAAAGGGGACGACGGCGUGGGAGUUGAACAUAUGGAUGUUCCAUUUUAA
Molecule: messenger RNA, 948 nt
Organism: Arthroderma uncinatum
Lineage: Eukaryota; Fungi; Ascomycota; Eurotiomycetes; Onygenales; Arthrodermataceae
Product: dihydrofolate reductase
Exons: 1
Coding region: 1-948 (315 amino acids)
Cellular component (GO): cytoplasm; nucleus
Source: RefSeq, a predicted model, not a curated record